CCUCCCUCAGAGACCAGCCUGCGGGGACGCCGGGCUGCGGCGGCCGCCUUGUGGGAGCUCUCCGGGCUCGCUGUGGUGUUUCCGCGGCCGCGAGGAGGGAGAGCUGCCCGCCUCGAGGCCCCGGGGCCUGCCUUCGGUUUAAAUGUAACACCACGUAUUUGCAUCUCUUCAUUCUAAGCUAUCUUAAUGCAGCAAGCCAUAAAGCCAUAAUGUGGUAUACUGUCCUUUUUGAGAGGUGAAUAUUAUUAAAUAAAAAUGGCUGACAGAGGUGGGAAGAUUGUUCCAGGACAAGUGUAUAUUGAAGUGGAAUAUGAUUAUGAAUAUGAAGCAAAGGACAGAAAGAUUGUGAUAAAACAAGGGGAGCGAUACAUCUUGGUGAAAAAGACCAAUGAUGACUGGUGGCAAGUCAAACCAGAUGAGAAUUCCAAAGCAUUCUAUGUGCCAGCCCAGUAUGUUAAGGAGGUUACCCGAAAAGCUCUGAUGCCACCUGUGAAACACACCAUUGGUCUUCCAAAUAAUUCUAUGAAAAUGAUGCAGAGCCUUCAUCUUCAGCGAUCCACAGAAAAUGUGAACAAAUUGCCUGAGCUUUCUAGUUUUGGGAAACCAUCAUCAUCUAUUCAAGGAACAGGUCUUAUUCGUGAUGCCAAUCAGAAUUUUGGACCCAGUUAUAAUCCGAGUCAGACGUUCAACCUCAGCCUGGACCUGACCCAUAAUAAUGGAAAAUUUAACAAUGACUCACAUUCUCCUAAAGUUUCCAGCCAGAGUAGGACACGCUUAUUUGGACACUUUCCCGGUCCCGAGUUCUUGGACAUAGAGAAAACUAGCUUCUCCCAGGAACAGUCUUGUGAUUCAGCUGGAGAAGGCUCAGAAAGAAUACAUCAAGAUUCUGAAUCUGGAGAUGAGCUUAGCAGCAGCUCAACUGAACAAAUAAGGGCAAAUACACCUCCAAAUCAAGGAAGGCCAGAUUCUCCUGUUUAUGCUAACCUACAAGAACUGAAAAUAUCUCAGUCUGCUCUUCCUCCACUUCCUGGGAGCCCAGCAAUCCAGAUUAAUGGAGAAUGGGAAACUCACAAAGAUAGUUCAGGGCGUUGCUAUUACUAUAACCGAGGAACACAGGAAAGAACUUGGAAACCACCUCGAUGGACUCGGGAUGCAAGUAUAAGCAAAGGAGAUUUCCAGAGUUCAGGAGAUCAAGAGCUUCUUUCAUCAGAAGAAAACUACCACAGCAUUUGUUACAGCCAGUCAGAUAGUCAGUGUGGUUCUCCUCCAAGGGGUUGGUCAGAAGAGUUGGAUGAACGUGGGCAUACCUUAUAUACCAGUGACUAUACUAAUGAAAAGUGGCUCAAGCAUGUUGAUGAUCAAGGCAGACAAUAUUACUACAGUGCGGAUGGAUCUCGAUCAGAAUGGGAAUUGCCAAAGUAUAAUGCUUCAUCCCAGCAGCAAAGAGACAUAAUUAAAAGUAGAAGUCUGGACAGGCGGCUGCAAGAACCAAUAGUGCUAACAAAGUGGAGACAUAGCACCAUUGUAUUGGACACCAACGACAAGGAAUGUCCAACUGCCUCAAAACCCUGCUUUCCUGAAAAUGAAUCUUCUCCCUCCUCACCAAAGCACCAAGAUCCAGGUCAAGAAAAGUACGGGUUGCUAAAUGUAACAAAAAUUACUGAAAAUGGGAAAAAGGUUCGAAAGAACUGGUUGUCUUCUUGGGCAGUGUUACAGGGUUCAUCUUUACUUUUUACCAAAACUCAAGGAAGUAGUACAAGUUGGUUUGGGAGUAAUCAGUCCAAACCAGAAUUCACAGUGGACCUAAAGGGGGCAACAAUUGAGAUGGCAUCUAAGGAUAAAUCUAGCAAAAAGAAUGUAUUUGAGUUGAAGACUCGUCAAGGAACAGAAUUGCUAAUUCAAUCUGAUAAUGAUGCUAUUAUUAAUGACUGGUUUAAAGUUCUUACUAGUACUAUCAGUAAUCAGGCAGUAGAAACUGAUGAAGUGGUUGAAGAGGAGGUACCAGAUUCACCAGGAUUAGAAAAGCAGGAUAAAGAAAAAGAUCAAAAGGAGCUUAAAAAACUUCGUUCCAUGAAAGUAUCUAGCAUAGAUUCUUCAGAGCAGAAAAAAACCAAGAAAAAUUUAAAGAAGUUUCUUACCCGACGCCCUACUUUGCAAGCUGUUCGUGAAAAGGGUUAUAUAAAAGAUCAGGUAUUUGGAUCUAAUCUUGCUAAUCUGUGUCAGAGAGAGAAUGUCACAGUGCCAAAAUUUGUGAAGUUAUGCAUUGAACACGUUGAAGAACAUGGUCUGGAUGUUGAUGGGAUCUAUAGAGUAAGUGGCAAUCUUGCAGUGAUCCAGAAGCUGAGAUUUGCAGUCAAUCAUGAUGAGAAAUUGGAUCUGAAUGAUAGCAAGUGGGAAGACAUUCAUGUUAUCACUGGAGCACUCAAAAUGUUUUUUCGAGAACUACCAGAACCCCUCUUUACAUUUAAUCAUUUUAAUGAUUUUGUUAAUGCAAUUAAACAAGAACCAAGACAACGUGUUGCUGCUGUUAAGGACUUAAUCAGACAGUUGCCAAAGCCAAAUCAAGACACAAUGCAGAUUCUUUUUAGACACCUCAAAAGAGUUGUAGAAAAUGGAGAGAAAAAUCGAAUGACUUACCAGAGUAUAGCAAUUGUUUUUGGUCCCACUCUCUUAAAGCCAGAAAAAGAGACUGGCAAUAUAGCGGUUCAUACUGUGUACCAAAAUCAAAUUGUAGAACUAAUUCUGCUGGAAUUAAGUGCCAUCUUUGGACGUUGAUUCUUAUGGAAGACAACCUGUGGAAGAGAAGCUGUAUUCCAUCAGAUUUCAAAUUUUUAUGUACGAUGUAUUUUGUUUUGGACCAAGCAGUGACUCUUUGAUUUUGCACUUUUUUUUAAUUUGAGGGAUCAUACAGGAAGGGGAGAAUUAAGAUGUCUGCUAGGCCCUCAUAUUUGCUGCUUUGUUUCAAGGUGAUAUGAUUGUGUAGUUUUGGAUCCAUUUUAUCUGAAUGUGUGCAUUUAAUAUUCUGAAUUUCAGUACAAAUUAAAGCUCAGAUUUCUAACCUGUCAUACACACUGGAUCAUUUGGUAAGAAAAGCUACAUUUUUCCCCCCUCAAACUGGAUAAUGUAGAAUUUCUUCUCUUGAUCUGUAAGUUCUUCACUUGGUAGAAGAGUACUUAAUAUCAGUUACUUUGAAACAUACUUGGGCAUUUAAAACAAAAUGAAGUAUAUUAAUUCUGAAACCUGUGUAUUUCUUUUCAGGGUUUCUGCAUGCAGUGGCAGUCUUAAGUGCUAAAAUUCAUUAUAAUCCAGACAUAAUCCCAUUGGAUGAAGGCUUGCUGUCUGUCUUGUAUUGCACAGCAUCCUUACUGGGAUAUCUUAGUUGCUUGUUUGGGCAGCACACUAAUAUUACCUAAAACACUGUGAUUUACUGGAGUUUUACUUAGAUAAGUCAGUUCAGGGUAUUUGAGAACUGUCUUGGUAUACUGAAUUGUAACUAACAAUCCUAAUUAUAUCUAGUGCCAUAUUGAGUUCUUGGUAUCACCCUGUGGAAAUGGACAUUAUUUGAUGUAAAUAGCUAAAGACUUAAUGUCCUUUAGCUUAUGUAUAUAAUUGUGUUGUAUAGUUUCAGAGCACAGUCUAACUCUACAUUUCUAAUCAUGAUAUUGGUAAUAUUUUCCAUGAAUAUUAGGUUUCCUCCAGAAAUAGGCUGAUAUUUGAGAAAAUUAACAAUGUGCACUUUUAGAUUUUAAUUACCUUUACAAGCAGAUCACUGUAAUAUGAAUGGUACUGGAAAAAAAGCUGAAUAUACUUGCUAAGUGAUAAAUGCACUACAAGAGGAACCUUUUAGGUCAUAAUAUUUAAUAUGUAUAGAAAACAUUAGAAAAAAAUUACAGAGUCCUAACUCCAGUUUGAAUAGUGGAAAUCCACAUGUAUAUUAGAUAGAUAUUGGGUGGAAAAUGAUGUUGCUAAAAUUGAGAAUUUCCUUUUACAUUACUAAUGUAGAUUGAUUUGUACAAUAAAACAGGGUUUGGAAGGUUUUGUUACAGGGAGCAUGGUCUGUUGAAAAUUUUUUAAAUGUAUUUUUCUAGAUUAACUACUGUAUAUGAAAUGUUUAAUCUAAUAAAAAACUAUAAGAGGCUUAGAGAUUUUCCCAUUAGUGAUAUGCAUUUUGGCUCUUAAUUUUUUUGUUUACUGUCAUACUCUUACAUCUCAUUUUUUUAAAAAGUUAACUGAACCCAAUGUUUCCUCUGGCAAAUACAUUUUCCUUAAUUCAUAUCUUUUCUGUUCCUUUCCAUGUCAACACCUCCCUGUGCCCAACACACUUUAUUUUUCUUUAAAUUUCUUUAUCAGUAUUUGAGAAUGAUUUGUGUCCACUAUUCUUUUUCCCUUGGAUUACAUUUAUAAUUUAUAGAUUGCCUUCCUUAGGAACAACUAUCUUUGUAUGAUCUGUCUAAAAAAGUUCCUAAGUUGUGGUUAAGAUACUGUAUUUGUUGUUGUGAUACUGUUAAAUAGAUAUCAGACCAAACUACUUGACAGCUAAAGCAGAUUGUUUCAAGUGGGGAGAAAAAGUCCCAAAUCAGAAUGUGUGUGUUUGCUUAAAGAUGUCAUUUAUAACACAGUAUGCUUUAGGACUGCCUGUUUCUUGAUUGUAUACCAGGAAAACAAUUAGAUUUAAAUCUGUGAUGUUCUUUCUCUUGGUGGUCAUGAACAUAUCAAAGAUUAAAAUUGUCCUGUGCUCCUUGUUUCAAAGUACAUAUGUGUGUAUGUGAAGUCUUAAGUGUUUCAUUGGUCUACAGCUAGUCAUUUUAUUGUAAUAUUAUAUGUACAAUGAGAUCUGUGUCUUGUGUUUUCAUCCUUUGUGAAUUAAAAAAACCUCACUUGUUUUUGUAAUAACAAAACCAGUAAUA
Molecule: messenger RNA, 4907 nt
Organism: Dipodomys spectabilis (banner-tailed kangaroo rat)
Lineage: Eukaryota; Metazoa; Chordata; Mammalia; Rodentia; Heteromyidae
Gene: Arhgap12
Product: Rho GTPase activating protein 12
Exons: 19
Coding region: 256-2775 (839 amino acids)
Biological process (GO): signal transduction; regulation of GTPase activity
Cellular component (GO): cytoplasm
Molecular function (GO): protein binding
Source: RefSeq, a predicted model, not a curated record